AUGGCAGAAGGAAAAGCUGUCGGUAUUGAUUUGGGGACGACAUACUCAUGUGUCGGUGUAUGGCAAAACGAUCGAGUUGAAAUUAUUGCAAACGACCAGGGUAAUCGUACGACACCUUCAUAUGUCGCUUUUACCGAUACAGAGCGUCUGAUUGGUGACGCAGCCAAAAACCAAGUCGCCAUGAAUCCUUAUAAUACUGUAUUCGAUGCCAAACGUCUUAUUGGUCGCAGAUUUGGCGAUGCUGAAGUGCAAUCGGAUAUGAAGCAUUGGCCAUUUAAAGUUAUGGAUAAGAACUCUAAACCAUAUAUUCAAGUCGAAUUUAAGGGUGAAACUAAACAAUUUACACCUGAAGAAAUAUCGUCUAUGGUUUUGCUAAAAAUGAAGGAAACUGCCGAAGCCUUCCUUGGUACAAAGGUUACAAAUGCAGUUAUUACAGUUCCUGCAUAUUUCAAUGACUCACAACGUCAAGCUACGAAAGAUGCCGGUAUGAUUUCUGGAUUAAAUGUUCUCCGUAUUAUCAACGAACCUACGGCUGCGGCUAUCGCUUACGGUUUAGAUAAGAAGGCCGCCGGUGAACGAAAUGUGCUGAUCUUCGAUUUAGGUGGUGGUACUUUUGAUGUUUCUCUUUUAACCAUUGAAGAAGGAAUUUUCGAAGUUAAGGCUACUGCCGGUGAUACACAUCUUGGGGGUGAAGACUUUGAUAAUCGUCUUGUUAAUCACUUUGUUCAAGAAUUUAAACGAAAAUUCAAGAAGGAUCUUACUACAAAUGCUCGAGCAUUACGUCGUCUACGAACUGCUUGUGAACGUGCAAAGCGUACUUUAUCUGCAUCAGCUCAAACUUCGAUCGAAAUUGUUUCACUUUUUGAAGACAUCGACUUUUACACUUCCUUAACUCGUGCUCGAUUUGAGGAACUAAAUCAAGAUUU
Messenger RNA from Dentiscutata erythropus, 926 nucleotides. The record is from the annotation of a GenBank genome assembly. NCBI's taxonomy places the organism in Eukaryota, Fungi, Glomeromycota, Glomeromycetes, Diversisporales, Gigasporaceae.